AUGUCAGCUGCACCCUCUCCUAGCGAGUCCCAGGCAGCUACACCCUCUCCUAGCCAGGCCCAGGCAUCUACACCCUCUCCUAGCCAGGCCCAGGCAUCUACACCCUCUCCUAGCCAGGCCCAGGCAACUACACCCUCUCCUAGCCAGGCCCAGGCAUCUACACCCUCUCCUAGCCAGGCCCAGGCAUCUACACCCUCUCCUAGCCAGGCCCAGGCAUCUACACCCUCUCCUAGCCAGGCCCAGGCAUCUACACCCUCUCCUAGCCAGGCCCAGGCAUCUACACCCUCUCCUAGCCAGGCCCAGGCAUCUACACCCUCUUCUAGCCAGGCCCAGGCAUCUACACCCUCUCCUAGCCAGGCCCAGGAAGCUACAUCCUUUCCUAGCGAGGGCCAGGCAUCUACACCCUCUCCUAGCCAGGGCCAGGCAUCUACACCAUCUCCUAACCAGGGCCAGGCAUCUACACCCUCUCCUAGCGAGGGCCAGGCAUCUACACCCUCUCCUAGCGAGGGCCAGGCCCAGGCAUCUACACCCUCUCCUAGCCAGGCCCAGGCAGCUACCUCUCCUCUCUUGAAUGCCUGCCACGUCAGCUACGCCCUCUCCUAG
This is a messenger RNA of Coregonus sp. 'balchen', 603 nucleotides long. NCBI's taxonomy places the organism in Eukaryota, Metazoa, Chordata, Actinopteri, Salmoniformes, Salmonidae. The record is from the annotation of a GenBank genome assembly.